Messenger RNA from Necator americanus (New World hookworm), 201 nucleotides. RefSeq lists its product as uncharacterized. NCBI's taxonomy places the organism in Eukaryota, Metazoa, Nematoda, Chromadorea, Rhabditida, Ancylostomatidae. The record is from RefSeq and is a predicted model, not a curated record. The transcript has 2 exons. Bases 1 to 201 code for a protein of 66 amino acids.
AUGUGGGCGGUCCUUCUGCAAUUUUUGCUUAAUCGUCAACAGCACACCACGCGAGCAAGGCCCUAUCGCUCUGCCUAUAGGAUCCUAUGUAACAGUCGUAUGUUUCAACGCCUAGCGAGAGCAAGAGCUUCGUUCUUCGUUGCACCACUCACCAUAUGCGGAAUGUGUCGACAAACUAAUGUUGUUUACCGAAGCAAAUGA